UGUCACAAGUCAGUUGUUUCCUGUCGGCUUGUUUAUGUGAACGUACCAGUCUCGCCCAUUCACAAAUAUAACGAACGAGAUUCAGGUCAGAUCAUGGAGUUUGCAGAGCUGAUUAAGACCCCCAGGGUGGACGGGGUGGUCUUACAUCGGCCUUUUAUGCCCACUGUGGAGGGAACUCUGUGUUUGACUGGCCAUCACCUGAUUCUCUCCUCCAGACAGGACAACACAGAAGAGCUGUGGCUGCUUCACUCAAACAUUGACUGCAUAGAGAAAAGAUUUGUAGGGUCUCUGGGAACCAUCAUAGUCAAAUGCAAAGACCUGAGGGUGAUCCAGCUCGACAUCCCUGGCAUGGAGGAGUGUCUCAACAUUGCCAACUCUAUUGAGGCUCUGUCCACGCUUGAUAUACUCUCCCUGAUGUACCCUUUCUUCUACCGGCCCAUGUUUGAAGUCAUAGAAGACGGCUGGAAGUCAUUUCUUCCCCUGGAUGCCUUUAAAGAUUUGGAGACGAUGACAGAUGAGUGGAGACUGAGUGAAGUCAACAAGGACUUCAUUGUGUGUCCAUCGUACCCUCCUCUGGUGGCAGUGCCCAAAGAUAUUGAUGACGACACGCUGAGGAAAGUAGCUAGCUUCCGUCACGGUGGCCGUUUCCCAGUACUGAGCUACUACCACAAAAAGAAUGGCAUGGUGAUGAUGCGUUCAGGGCAGCCUCUGACAGGCACCAACGGGCGGAGGUGUAAGGAAGACGAGAAGCUGAUCAAUGCCACCCUGCGGCCGGGCAAACGUGGCUACAUCAUUGAUACGCGCACAAUUAACGUGGCCCAGCAGGCCAAAGCUCGAGGUGGAGGGAUUGAGUCCGAGGCGAACUACCCCCAGUGGAGGAGGAUUCACAAGGCGGUCGAAAGAUCUAACGUUCUCCAAGAGAGCCUGAUAAAGCUGGUGGAGGCGUGUAACGACCAGUCGCACAGUAUGGACCGCUGGCUGAGCAAACUAGAGGCUUCCAACUGGCAGACCCACGUGAAGGAGAUCCUCACCACCGCCUGCCUGGCUGCUCAGUGCAUCGAUAGGGGGGCGUCAGUGCUGGUUCACGGCACAGAGGGGGCCGACUCCACCCUGCAGGUCACCUCUUUGGCUCAGAUCAUCCUGGAUCCAGCCUGCAGGACCAUCAGAGGCUUCCAGAGCCUAGUGGAGCGAGAGUGGCUCCAGGCGGGUCACCCGUUCCAGCAGCGCUGCGCUCAGUCGGCCUACUCCAACAGCAAGCCACGCCAGGAGGCUCCGGUGUUCCUGCUCUUCCUGGACUGCGUGUGGCAGAUCCUGCGCCAGUUUCCGUGCUCAUUCGAAUUCAGCGAGAGCUUCCUGGUGCUGGUGUUCGAACACUCUUAUGCCUCUCAGUUUGGCACCUUCCUGGGCAACAGCACGGCUGAGAGAGCCAAACUGUCUCUGCCUGAGAAGACCGUGUCCCUCUGGUCCUGGGUGAACCGGCCCCAGGAGCUGGAGCGUCUGACCAACCCGCUCUACGAGGCCAACAGCCUGGUCAUCUGGCCCUCUGUGGCCCCCCAGAGCCUGCUGCUGUGGGAAGGAGUGUUUCUUCGUUGGAACCGCUCCUCCAAGUGUUUGGACGAGGCCUAUGAGGAGAUGGUUCAUAUCAUUGAAUACAACAAGGAGCUCCAGAACAAAGUGAACAGCUUGCGCAGGCAGCUGGCCCAGCUGGAGACGGAGGACCCUCUGCUGCAGACGCCUUAGAGAGGAGGAGAGAGGGAGGGAGGGAGGGAGGGGAGAGGAGCGAGAAGGGAGAACGAGGUAGAAAAUGUGAAAAUAUAACUAAACAGAUAACAGGCCAUUAUUUUCACAUGUUUGAGAGUAUACAAGUCAAACCAUUAUAUCUAGGAGAAUGUGUGCAUGAUUGAUGAUGGCACAUUUUGGUUUCCUAACAGAUGAAAAAUGUAAAGGAAUGGCCUUAAACACAAAUUAAGAUUUUCCACUCGUGCAAUAAUCUUAUGUCACCCAGUUUACAUAACGGAAUAGACUGAAAUAGUGCCCUAAAGCAUUACAUUCAUAAAGCGUCAAUUUAACGCUAAUUUAACCAUGUAUUGUCAUUUAAGUUAAGCCGGAGUGAGACACAGAAACAAAAAUCACAUAAUCUCAGAGUCCCCUUAAAUAAAUUGAAACAAUUAGUCUAUAAACCAAUCAGUCAAUCAUCCAAAAAAUAAUUGAAAGCUGUUAAGUUAUAAAAAAAUAAACAUUUCAGUAAUAUUUGAAGACAAUACGGCAAACAUUUCCUGGUUACACUUUCUAAAAUGUCCGAAUUCGCUGCUUUUCCAUGUCAUGAAUCACUGUAAAUGUAUUAUCCGUCGGUCAGGCAAUUAGAAGUCAUCUUGAGGUCUUGGACAUUUGUAAAGGCAUAUUUGUUUCCCUUUUUGGCAUCUCAUUACCUAAAUGAUUUAAAAACAUAGUAAGAUUAAUGACAAUGAAACUACCUUCACUGAAGAAUUAGUGCACAGCUGUGUGUGCAGAAAAUAACUGAUCAUUCCGAGGAAUUUCUGGGCAUUGUUGUUGUUCAUUAAUUUACUACAGGGUACUCGUUUUCACCAAACAUCCUGCUGAAUGUAUAUUCCACUAAAGCACUGCAGAGUAACUAUGGCAACAUAUAGGGUGCUAUAAGACGGCAUGUGACUGCUGCACGAUGAGAUGAUAUAAUAAGCGUAGGAAGGGUCAGCGCCUACUCUACUGUAUGUUAAUAAGGAUCUGACCAAAAUAUCUUGUGUAGUUAUAUGGUCAUUACGUGACAUUCCAGUGAGGAGCACAGCUGGAGGCAUUGAGAAAGACUUAUUUAACACAAGCUUAUACACAUUUAGCAUUUUUUCAAACUGUGUAAUAUUAGUCAAAUGUGUUUGACAUUGAUGCAGAAAUGAAAGGUCUUGUUGCCACAGUGAUGCUGGCCAUGUUGGUCAAAUGAAUAUAAGCAAGACUUAACAGAGCUGAUGGAGGUUUAAAAUAUUAUUUUAAUUUCAUAUAUCACUUUAAAGACCAAUCUACAUUUUGGUUAUUGAAGUUAUGUUGUAAUUGUUGCUUUCAAGUACAUUCUCAAACUAAAAGCGUAUCAGCUGUUUUUAGUUCAUAACUAAUGUCAUUUGUGUUAAAGGCCUCAUCAAUAAUUAGGAAAAUAUAAUAUAUUUCUUGUAAUGAGCAUACUUUUUGUUGUCAGCUUGUCAGUACCAGUUGAACACAUUAGAAAGUAUAUGUAUUUUUAUUAUAAUACAUUACAAAAAAACAUGCCAAUAUAUCUAAAUGAUGUCAAACUGUAGCAGAUAUCAAGGCUUUAUCCAAGUGAUCAUUUUCUCAACAAAUAAUUUGUGUCUGCAAAGUUACAUUACAGCUCGUCUUUCAAUGCUGCCCAUGGGUGAAGGUAGCCUCCUUAGCAUUAGACUAAGAAGAAAGCUUUUUGCUGCACUUUAAAUACAAAAAAUGGCUGUUCUUAGGUUACAAAUCCACAGUGGUUGGCCAACUGUGUUUGUUUUGCCAGUAAGAUAUAUAUUUUUCUCUGCUGGUGGUCAUCUCAUCUUCAUACUUUUCAUCUAUUUUGCUUUAAGAAUGAUUUUAUAUUCACACUAAACACAACCGAUUCCAGCCACUACAUUAAGCUGCUUUGUAAAGGGAACGUUGUUUAAAGCUGCAUGUUUUCCUUCUGCCAGAAACAGAGAACACCUUCCAUUGCUUUGGUGUGUAUGAGUGGAACCAUUAAGUCAAGCUAAUGGUUAGAUUUACACGUUUACACAUUUCCUAUGCUUGCCAAUGUGAAUAAUGUUAUUGUUUAUUGAUUGUAGCUUUGCAACUAAACUCUACUGUGUUUGUGCAAUGCCUUACUGCUAAAUCAGAACAAAAAAUAAGUAAUUGUAUUACUGCUGAUCAGUUGUUUGUAAAACUAUAUUAUUGUUUAAAAGAUUAAAUGUUUUUUUCAAGUUUUCAAGCCAUUAAACAUUAUAGCUCAACAA
Molecule: messenger RNA, 3989 nt
Organism: Gymnodraco acuticeps
Lineage: Eukaryota; Metazoa; Chordata; Actinopteri; Perciformes; Bathydraconidae
Gene: mtmr9
Product: myotubularin related protein 9
Exons: 11
Coding region: 94-1740 (548 amino acids)
Biological process (GO): negative regulation of autophagy
Source: RefSeq, a predicted model, not a curated record